AGGAGGAGGAAUUUAUGAUUGCUUGUAGUGGAGGGACCUGGACAACCCCAGGAGCUGAAAUCAUAAUGCGCCUAUAAAUAUAUAUUAGUAAUAUAGGUUCAGUAGUCUUCUAGCUAUGGCAAUAGUGGUGUGCAACUACAACUCUCAGCAUGUACUGGAAAUUGUAGCUUCAAAACAUUACUGUUUGUAGUAAAUUACAUUUCUGGGGUGAAACCCCCCCCCCCCAGGUUGUGGGCAGAAUGCUGCAAUAACCUCUAAAUUAGUUUCCUCUCCGCGGCCGCAUCUCUACAUGAUGACGUGUAGGAGCGACGCAUCAGGUACAGGGAUCACCUCGCAGUUCUCAGCAGGACCAUCGCCUGCUCUCAGAAUGACCUCCAUGGAUAAAAGCAGCAUUUACAUGGCAGACAGGAUUUUAAGCCUCACCCUAGAGAUCUUAUUCCUUCUGAUCGGAGAGGAUUACACAGUAAUGAAGAAGACGUGCGCCGAUCGUAUAAGUCCAAGCAGCAGCCCCACGGAGUCAGGAGGUAGGAUCGCGGCCAAAGAAACCGACCAGAUAACAUCCACAGACUUUGUGAGCCAUGAGAAUAACAAGACGAUUCUUCAGCUCACCAACCAGAUCAUCCAUCUGCUGACAAGAGAGGUUCCUGCACGCUGCGAGGACGUCGCCGUCUACUUCUCUAUAGAAGAAUGGGAUUAUGUAGAUAAACACAAGCAUCUGUACAAGAACGUCAUCCUGGAUGAUCACCAGCAGAACCAGUACAAGAACGUCAUCCUGGAUGAUCACCAGCAGAAGCUGUACAAGAAAGUCGUCAUGGAUGAUCACAAGCAGAACCAGUACAAGAACGUCAUCCUGGAUGAUCACCAGCAGAAGCUGUACAAGAAAGUCGUCAUGGAUGAUCACCAGUGCUCAUCACAGGGUGAACAGCCGGUUUUGACUCCUAAGCACGAAAAAGAAGAUGUAACCGGUGGUGACUACGUCUCAGUUGACCUUCGUAAAGAGGAAGCAACAUCUGUAAACAUCAUUGACUGUGAUGACCACAUCAGCACAGCGCCGAAGCCAUCAAUUUCUUUAGAGAGCGGUGAACAACUACUUUUGACUCCCAAGCAUGAAAUGGAAACAGAUGACUUCCUAGAAGAGCAUUUAAAUGACUUCCAUAUCACAAUGAUAGAGUCCCUGACCGGUGCUGACCACGUCCCAUCUGUCCUUAGCAGGCACCAGCCAUUGUCAGCAGACAACACGGACCAUGAUGACCACUUCGGCUCAGCACAGGAGCCAUUGUCUUGUUCGGAGUGCGGUAAACGUUUUAAGUUUCGAUCAAGACUCAUUGCACAUGAGCGCGUCCACACAGGGGAAAAACCUUUCUCAUGUCCCGAGUGCGGGAAGUGUUUUAUAAGAAAAUCACAACUUGUUCAACACAAAAAAAUUCACACUGGAGAAGAGCAAUGUUCAUUUUGUGGGAGGUGUUUUACACAAAAAUCUAUACUCAUCCAGCAUGAGAGAACCCACACGGGAGAACGGCCAUUUUCUUGUCUUCAGUGCGGACAGUGUUUUGCACAGGAGGCAACGCUAAUGAAACACGAGCGCAUUCACACCGGGGAGAAACCCUUCUCUUGUUCAGAAUGUGGGAAACGAUUCAUGCUGAAAUCUUACCUCCGCUGUCAUCAGAGGACUCAUACCGGAGAGAAGCCAUUUUCCUGCUGUUACUGUGACAAGCGCUUUACACAGAAAUCCCAUCUCUCUGAACAUAUUAAGAUUCACACGGGGGCAAAACUUUUCUCUUGUUUGGAGUGUGAUAAAAGCUUCACGCAGAAGUCUGGCCUCAUUCUGCACCAGCGCCUCCACACGGGCGAGAAACCUUUCUCCUGCCCGGAGUGCGGUAAAUGUUUUAUCAAGAAGGCGCAACUCGUUCAGCAUAAAAGAAUCCACACCGGGGAGGAACAGUGUUUGGUUUGUGGAAAAUGUUUUACACACAAAUCUAAAUUAGUCGAUCACCAGAGAACCCACACGGGCGAGCGGCCAUACACGUGUCAUCAAUGCGGGAAAAGUUUUGCACUCCAGACGACGUUAACAAGACACCAGCGGCUCCACACGGGGAAGAAGCUCCUCAGUUGUUCUGAGUGUGGCAAAAGUUUUAUGCAAAAGUCAGAUCUGUGUCGUCAUCAGCGGACUCAUACGCGACCGCAACCACCUUAAUAUGAGUUAUCCCAUGAUUAAUGUAAAAAAAUUCUAUAUCCUAUAAUGUGCAGCAGUCUAUUUCUAACAAAG
Bufo bufo (common toad) is the source of this 2266-nucleotide messenger RNA. Its product is annotated as zinc finger protein 436-like. The record is from RefSeq and is a predicted model, not a curated record. Gene Ontology annotation, biological process: regulation of transcription by RNA polymerase II. NCBI's taxonomy places the organism in Eukaryota, Metazoa, Chordata, Amphibia, Anura, Bufonidae. The transcript is spliced from 6 exons. Gene Ontology annotation, molecular function: RNA polymerase II cis-regulatory region sequence-specific DNA binding; DNA-binding transcription factor activity. Bases 290 to 2194 code for a protein of 634 amino acids.